GUUGGGCCUCGGAAGCCAGGAGUCCCACAGCCGCCCGGCGCGCGUGAAGCUGCCGAAGACCGGGGUGCGAGAGCUCUCGCUGGGCGUCGACCACGCAGCUGCUAUCACCCUGCAAGACGAGCUCUUCCUUUGGGGCAAAGGCUCGCUCCUGGGCGAGGUCCAGAAUGUGUUGCAGCCGAAGCGCUUCUUGAUCGAGGGCAGCUCGCACUUCAAGCUUGUCGUUUGUGGGGAGCUCGAGACGUUUUUGGUGGACAAAGCCGGCCACCUCCUGGCCUGGGGCUCCAACCGCUACGGGCAGCUGGGCCUAGGCCAGCAGAGUGGCUUGCAUGUGGCAGCGCCGUCGCAUGUGAAGCCGCUGCAUGAACCUGUCACUGAUAUCGUGUCCGGCGGCAACUUCACCAUCGCAAGCCUCGAGAGCGGCGACGUUUGUGCCUGGGGCAACCAGACGUGCGGACGCUUGGGCCUCGUGGAGACCAAGGACGAACGGAUCUGCUGGGAGCCCUCCUUGGUCGUCGCCACAUGGUCCACUGUUGCGACGGCAGCUCGCCCCCAGCAGUCGAGGAAGACCGUGCGCUCCAGCAAAGACACGGAGAGCGUGGCCGGGAAGACCGAGAAGUCGGAGGAGACGGCGACGGCGACAGCAAAGGGCACCAAGGACAGAACGCAGAAUGUUGUAAGCUUCGUCAUCUUGCAGACAGUUCUCAAGCAGGAGGACACGAAUCAACAAGAAAGCGCCUUGAAAAAGGAUGCGGAGGAGUUUGAACAAAUGGUGCAGGAGUUGAUCCAGGAAAUCCGAAGCCUUCGCGACGAGGAG
Molecule: messenger RNA, 814 nt
Organism: Symbiodinium necroappetens
Lineage: Eukaryota; Dinophyceae; Suessiales; Symbiodiniaceae
Source: the annotation of a GenBank genome assembly